AUGAGUUCUACAGUUGAAGCAAAGUCCGCUGGUGGUCGAGGAAAGGCCAAAGGUUCAAAAAAAUCAGUGUCCAGAUCUCAAAAGGCAGGUCUCCAAUUCCCUGUUGGCCGUAUUGCUAGGUAUCUGAAGAAGGGUCGUUAUGCUCAGCGUCUUGGCUCUGGUUCACCUAUCUAUCUCUCUGCGGUUCUUGAAUAUCUUGCUGCUGAGGUUCUAGAGCUUGCUGGGAAUGCAGCUAGAGAUAAUAAGAAGAACAGGAUUAUUCCAAGGCAUAUACAAUUGGCUGUCAGGAAUGAUGAGGAACUUAGCAAGCUGUUGGGGUCGGUGACAAUUGCUAAUGGUGGAGUCCUGCCCAAUAUUCACUCAAAUUUGUUGCCCAAGAAGAAUGGCAAGGGGAAAGUGGAAUCUGCAUCUCAAUCUCAAGAGUUUUAA
Messenger RNA from Solanum verrucosum, 429 nucleotides. RefSeq names its product histone H2AX-like. The record is from RefSeq and is a predicted model, not a curated record. Gene Ontology annotation, molecular function: structural constituent of chromatin; DNA binding; protein heterodimerization activity. The transcript is spliced from 2 exons. The coding region runs from base 1 to 429 and encodes 142 amino acids. Lineage: Eukaryota; Viridiplantae; Streptophyta; Magnoliopsida; Solanales; Solanaceae. Gene Ontology annotation, cellular component: nucleosome.